Messenger RNA from Myiozetetes cayanensis, 6550 nucleotides. It is a transcript of the gene RIMBP2, whose product is annotated as RIMS binding protein 2. The record is from RefSeq and is a predicted model, not a curated record. Gene Ontology annotation, biological process: neuromuscular synaptic transmission. Lineage: Eukaryota; Metazoa; Chordata; Aves; Passeriformes; Tyrannidae. The transcript is spliced from 24 exons. Gene Ontology annotation, molecular function: protein binding. The coding region runs from base 523 to 4623 and encodes 1366 amino acids.
GCCCGCCGGGGUUAAUGCGAUGUGAAAGGCAAGGCUGGCACACGGGGAAAGCCAUCUUGGUGCGCGUCUGCGAGCCGGCACUGCUGUUUCAUAGGCUCCGGCAGCUGCUGCAUGGCCCAUGAUGCUCGCCCGCGCCGUCCCCCCCUGCCUCCCCGCAGCCGGCUAAUGAAUCAUUCCUAGCCGAGCGCCGGCGGUGCCAACACGCCGAUGCUGCCGCCGCCGCCGUCCUCUGCCCGGCUCUGAGCUCACACGGCGACUGCGGCUCGCUCCGGGCAAUGAUCUCGCUCGGCUUCGCUCGCUUGGAAGGAAAAUAAACUGAAAGAUGCUGUGCAAGAAAAGAAUCGCCUGAGCCUUCAAUAUGCAAGUGUGUCCCACAAAGCACUGCAAUAUGACCAGGUAAAAUCAGACUAUGACCAUCUUCGAGAAACCCUUCUCAGAGUGACCAAAGAACGAGAUUUGGCUGUAAAGGGAAAACACCAGCUCCAAGCCAAGCUGGAGAACUUAGAGCAGGUCCUAAAGCAUAUGCGAGAGGCUGCUGAACGGCGGCAACAGCUGGAGUUGGAGCAUGAGCAAGCCUUGGCUGUCCUCAACGCCAAACAGCAGGAAAUUGAGCUCCUGCAGAAGGCUCAGGUUGAAGCUAAGAAGGAACAUGAGGGAGCAGUUCAGUUGCUAGAGAACACCUUGGACAGCAUGCAGGCCAAGGUCCGAGAGCUGGAGGAGAAAUGCCGGACGCAGAGCGAGCAGUUUAACCUCCUGUCCAGAGAGCUGGAGAAGUUUCGGCAGCAGGCAGGGAAGAUUGAUCUCCUGAGCAGCAGCACGUUGGCAUCCUCAGAUAUCUCUGGUUCUCCUGGUAAAUCUCUAUCCCAGUUAAUGAAUGGAAUAGCCACUUCUAUAGGCAAAGUUCAUGAAAGUCCUUCUGGAAGUCGCUGUGUGAUUUCAGAGUUUAUACGACCCCUCCAAAUAUCUGGAGACAAACCAGAACAACUGUCUGUCAAACCUACAUUCCUGUCCAAGUCAAGAUCUGGUACCCCAAGAUGCAGAUUUGAUUCAGACAUGGAUAAUGAUCAGAAUUCCAAUACCUCAAAGCAGAGAUAUUCUGGGAAAGUCCAUCUUUGCAUUGCCCGUUAUAGUUACAACCCUUUCGAUGGACCAAACGAAAAUCCAGAGGCAGAGCUCCCUCUUACGGCAGGAAAGUACCUGUACGUGUACGGAGAUAUGGAUGAAGAUGGUUUCUAUGAAGGAGAACUUCUGGAUGGACAAAGAGGACUAGUCCCUUCAAAUUUUGUGGAUUUUGUUCAAGACAACGAGACCCGGUUAUCGAGCACAUUAAGCAGCGAACAAGAUCAGAAUUUUAUCAACCACUCGGGUCCCACUUUGGAAGGAGAUCUCUUGGAGAUAAGUCCACCAAGCCACAUAGACUCCAGUGUGGUCAGCAACGGCGCGGGGACUCUGGAUGUGAACAUUGACGAAAUUGGAGAAGACAUUGUGCCUUAUCCUAGAAAAAUCACCCUUAUUAAACAACUAGCCAAAAGUGUCAUUGUGGGCUGGGAGCCACCGGUAGUGCCACCCGGCUGGGGAACCAUCAGCAGCUACAACGUUCUGGUCGACAAGGAGAUCCGGAUGAACGUCGCCUUGGGGAGCAGAACCAAAGCUCUCAUAGAAAAGCUCAACAUUUCUGCCUGUACCUACAGAAUAUCCAUCCAGAGCAUCACCAACAAGGGGAACUCCGACGAGCUGCAGUGCACUCUGUUGGUCGGGAAGGAUGUCAUAGUGGCCCCCUCUAAUCUGAAAGUGGACAAUAUAACCCAGAUUUCUGCUGAGCUGUCCUGGCUCCCUACAAACAGUAAUUACAGUCAUGUCAUCUUCCUUAAUGAAGAAGAGUUUGACAUUGUCAAGGCUGCUAGCUACAAGUACCAUUUUUUUAAUUUGAAGCCCAAUAUGGCCUACAAGGUGAAGGUCAUGGCCAAGCCCCAUCAGAUGCCCUGGCAGCUUCCCUUGGAGCAACGAGAAAAAAAGGAAGCCUUUGUGGAGUUUUCUACGUUGCCAGCAGGUCCUCCAGCUCCACCUCAAGAUGUCGUUGUCCGGGCUGGGUCCACGCCAGGGACCAUCCAGGUGUCCUGGAAGCCCCCGACUCUGACGGCCACGGGGACGUCCCACGGCGCCAACGUCACAGGUUACGGUGUUUAUGCGAGAGGGCAACGGGUGGCAGAGGUGAUCUUCCCAACAGCAGAGAACACGCCGGUGGAGCUGCUGAGACUGAGGAGUUUGGAAGCAAGGGAAGUCACUGUUCGAACGCUCUCUGCACAAGGGGAAUCAGUGGACUCUUCUGUUGCUGCCAUUCCACCUGACCUCCUGGUGCCUCCAACCCCUCACCCCAGAACUGCUCCCAAAUCUAAGCCAUUAGCAAGUGCCGGAGCCCCAGAAACCAAAGAAGAACAUUUAGGCCCACAUUUAAAAAGGGAUGAGUCGUGGGAGCAGACUCGUUCGGCAUCCCCUGUCCAUGGACACACACUUGAGCCCCCCAACUUCCACAGCCACGGGAGGAGGUCUCCAUCUCCCAACCGGAUACUCCCUCAGCCCCAAGGCACCCCCAUCCCCAACACCGUCGCGAAGGCCAUGGCAAGAGAAGCUGCACAAAGGGUCGCAGAGAGCAAUAGGAUGGAGAGGAGGAGCGUGUUCAGCGACAGGAGCAGUGCCCAGUACGCCAACUCUGAUGAGGAGGAGGAUGGCUAUGAUUCCCCCCAUGUCAAAAGAAGGGGAGCUUCAGUGGAUGAUUUCCUAAAAGGGUCAGAGCUUGGAAAGCAACCUCACUAUUGCCACGGGGAGGAGUACCACACAGAGAGCAGCAGGGGCUCGGACUUGUCUGACAUCAUGGAGGAAGAUGAGGAAGAGCUGUACUCGGAAAUGCAGCUGGAGGACGGAGGGAGGCGGCGGGUCAGUGUGACCUCACACAACGCGCUCAAGGAUAAGACCACUGAAGCCACUUUUUUGGAACAGCCUGACUUUUCACAGCAGAUACACCACAGUAAAAAGCUUUUCAGUAUUCCAGAAGUAGCUGAAGAGGACGGGGAAUACCCUGAACUGCUGUACAAGCAGGGUUUAGGUAUGCCCUAUAAAAAGAACCCCAGAAUAGCUAGAGACUCUAGACCACCUAGGCCCUACAAUCAAGACCAGCAGCACAACCUCUGGUACCCAGCCAAGCACAGGAUCUCAGGCGCGGAGGAUUUUGGCGCCGACGACAGAGGAUGCAAGUACAGCCGGUCCCUCUCCAGGAGCCCAGACAGCGGGCUGGACUGUGGCAGCGAAGAGGAGGAGUCUCGUUUCAGUUUCAGAUCCACGUGUGACGCGGUCUGUGCCAACGUGGCCCCUCGCUGCUCCUGCAGGAAGAGCGCGAGGCCGCUGCUGGCCCGCAGGAAAACCCUGACCAGGCAAACCAGCAUCGAGGAAGAUUUCGGUGACCUGGGGCCUUCCUUUGCAGAGCCCAGGAGCGAACAGGCCAAGCCCGGUUAUGAGAGGAAGUAUGACAUCCAGAAAUGUAAUAGGACAGAUAAUUUCCCUAAUGAAGAUGUUCAGGGAGGCUGGAAGACCGACUUUAAGCUGGCUGACUCUAGGGCAGCUGGGCCACUUGCAAAGCCAUCCCACAGAGAUGCAGAAGACUCUCUGCUUUUAGGUAAUCCAGCAUCUGCAGGACGGCCUGAAAGGGUGGAGCAUGCAGGACGAAGGUCCUCUCAUGGCAGUGCAGUGCCACAAAGGUCUCGGCCAAUGUUGGUCCCUUCCAUUGAAAUUACAAUGGACAGUAACAGUGAAGGCGCUCGGUCUCGGUCAGGUAGUGAGGGAAAUAUUUCACCCGUAAAAGAAGAAGCUUAUUAUGGCAGCAUUGGACACAAGCAGUGGCCCCCGCAGCGUCCCAUGGCCCCUCACUAUGGACACGAUGGCUACGGUGGGCAUGACCAUCUUUCUCCAGAUCUUUAUGAAGAAUCCGAAACAGAUCCUGGCACAGAAGAUAUUUCUACUCGAAUAUUUGUUGCACUCUUCGACUACGACCCACUGACCAUGUCCCCGAAUCCUGACGCCGCGGAGGAAGAGCUGCCCUUUAAAGAAGGACAGAUCAUAAAGGUUUAUGGGGACAAAGAUGCCGAUGGAUUUUAUCGUGGAGAAACCUGUACAAGAAUUGGCCUUAUCCCAUGUAAUAUGGUCUCUGAGAUCCAAGCAGAUGAUGAAGAGAUGAUGGAUCAGCUUCUUAAACAAGGUUUUCUUCCUUUGAACACACCCAUUGAGAAAAUUGAGAGAAGCAGAAGGAGUGGCAGACAACAGCCAGUGACUACGAGAAGGAUGGUGGCACUGUAUGAUUAUGACCCAAGAGAAAGUUCUCCCAAUGUGGAUGUAGAGGCCGAGCUGACAUUCUGCACUGGGGACAUUAUCACCGUCUUCGGUGAGAUUGAUGAAGAUGGAUUUUACUAUGGUGAACUUAAUGGACAAAAGGGGCUGGUUCCUUCCAACUUUCUUGAAGAAGUGCCUGAUGAUGUUGAAGUCUUUCUAUCCGAUGCACCCUCGCGCUACGUUCACGACACACCGACGCGUUCGAAAGCAAAAAGGAAGAAGAGUGUUCAUUUCACACCUUAAUAAGGCAAUGUAGCCUUCACGUAAGUGAGCAACUGAAGAUACCAAUAGAGAUUUCAAUUAAAGCUACCUGGCUAUCUAAUGCAAGUCUUGAAACUUAAUUGUGGGGGAAAAGGAAAGAAAUAUGUCUCCAAAACCCUUGGCCACAGAAGAGCAGGCUGUAUGCUUUUGCUGCAUCUAGUCAAGUCAAUUGAGGUUUUUUUUAAGGAGACAAAUCCUUUAAAAAGGAAUCCUUGGAAGUCAAUUAGACCUCACUUUAUGAAGGUCAGCGUUUGGAACAUAUUUCUUCACGAGCUCAAUGUUUAUGUUUACAUAGAAAGGAGAGUUUGAUGUCUAACUACCCUACAAACAAAGCUGCAUAUUGCAUUGUUAGCCAACCUGGGAGGUAAAAAUUCCAAGCUCCUGUGUCAAGAGAAAAGCACAACAGCUCCAACCCUUACAGAACACCCAAGUGCAGCGUAAGCUGAUGCACACGGUAGUUUACAAGGGUAUAGUUGGUUUUGAAACUCAUUACACUCAAACAGAGCUACUUAAAUUGUCUGCCUUAAGAUGUGUUUUCCAUAAUCGAUUAUACCCCAGCUUGCCUAAGACCAACUAUUCAAACAAUCCCUUCCUAUGGUACAAUUGACUGGGAUUUUUUCCUAGAACGUGGACAUUUGAAAUAUUUAGCAACUGUUUGGUUUACCAAUGCAAUAAAAGUCUCGACCUGAAACAUGCAGCUCACUGAAUGAAUGCAUUAGACUCAAUAUAUGGUAUCUUCAGGUGUACGUUGGGGUGCUUUACCAAGUUGUUUUGGUUUUGUUUUGUUUUUUUUUUUCCAUUAGAAUUAGACCUUGAUUUAAAAUCAAAGUCGGCUUGAAGCCCCUUUGCUUAACUCACUGUUGCACAACAAGCCAGUAAAUUGCUGAUGUUUUAACUCCAAGCUAACAGGACUCCCUCCAGCAUGGAUUCUACUAUGAAAAUAUCAUCUUAAGUGAUAGUAACCCAUCUUGCCAGCUGGGCACCAUAGUUAGGAUAGGCUGAGUAUAAGCAAUUUUAGCAUUUUCAUCCAAGUGCUUUUGAUGACUGAAAAAAAAAAAAAAUAGCUGUUCAAAAUAUUUAGGAAUGCUGUCAUUUAACAACCUCAUAGCUGCAGCAUACACAUCAAGCAGUCAGGGUCUUUAAGCUUUCUUUGAUUGCAAUUAAGGUUCAUUUUAGCUUUUUCUUUUUCCUUUUUCUUUCUUUCUUUUUAUUUUUUUUUAAGCCAGUGUGCCAUCUUCUCUAAUCUGUACAUAAAGUUUGCUAGCCAAUUUUAAAGAAAAGGCAUUUAAAGGACAUUAAAAAGUAAGUGAACAUGUAGCAUUUUAAGUAAUUUCUUCUGAAAAGAGUUUGGCUUCUAUAGAUUGUUGAUCUGUAGUAAUUAACACAUUUAUUUUUCUUAAAUCUGUAGCUAAAAAUAUCCCUCUCCAUUUUAGUACUAUCAGAGUACUGAAAUGCAAAACCAAAGCCACUUUUGAGGCUUUUGUGGCCAGAAUUCUGGCAUGACAAGUGUGUCCAACUUUUCCUUUAAAAAGGUAUAACCAAACCAGGGCUCUAUUGGCUGGUUUUCUACUGUUCUACAGUUCCCCCCACCUCUAAAUUUAUGAAUUUUCCAUAAGCCCAAGCAGUAUUUUAAGCCACAGAGAAGAAAGGAACCAGCCCUUUCGCUUAAGUGGGUAAAUGGGACAAAGUGAUGUUACCAACUUUCUUGAUGCUGACAGCUUUGAAGCUUUCAAACAUUCAAUAAAUUAUAACAAUGUACCUAAUAGGUUCCUCCUGAGAAUACAGGUACAUCCCGGAGAGCACCAUCCCCCACAGUCCAUCUCCAUCCCGGGUCACCUCCGUCACCUGUGGGUUCUGGUAGUCCCGGGAGAGGCAGGGAUAUGUCCUCGAAAAAGAAAAAGGGGCUGCU